Cheilinus undulatus (humphead wrasse) is the source of this 2153-nucleotide messenger RNA. It is a transcript of the gene cdc42ep3, whose product is annotated as CDC42 effector protein (Rho GTPase binding) 3. The record is from RefSeq and is a predicted model, not a curated record. The transcript is spliced from 2 exons. Bases 629 to 1675 code for a protein of 348 amino acids. Lineage: Eukaryota; Metazoa; Chordata; Actinopteri; Labriformes; Labridae.
UCACCACUGCAACAGCUCCACAGAGGCACAGGAAGCGAGGAGGAUCCUAAAACAUCAAAAAAAUCCAUGCUAAGUCUGGGAAGGAGAAGACAGACAUUAACAGGUGGAGAGGGAAGGGAGCAAAAAGAGCGCAGAGAGAGCAAGAGAGAGAGAGAGAGAGAGAGAGAGAGGAAGGAGCAAAGAGGGGAGGAGGUGUAGGAGGAGACUUGCUUCAGAAGGGAAAAGGAGCCGGAGAGCAAUUCCAAAACAGCUGUCCGGCAGACGUCCCAGUCGACAGGAGUGCAGCCCCGAGGCAGAGACAGGAGGCAGGGCAGUGUCAACAUGCCACAAGAGCAGCUCAGCAGCCACUGAACACAGACACUGACAUAUAGACAAUCAUCGAACCUGAGGCUGCAGUCGUCAGGAGACACCAGUCGUACCUGUGAAGGAUCAGGAUCUUCUCAUGUGAAUAUCUGAGGACAGAAGCCAUUCGAGGUCUUGGUUUCCUGAUUGAUGCUGCGAUUAUUUUUGGAGUCCUGAAAGACCAGCUGAGAAUGUAACUGGAGCUUCUCCUCUGGGGGAACUCUAACAUCCAGAGCUUUUACAGCGUUUCCGACUUUCUGAUCCGAGAUCUUCUGCAGCUGCAGCCAUGCCAGCCAAGGCACCCAUUUACCUGAAACCCACCAACAGCAAGAAGGGGAAGAAAUGCCGCCUGAGAGAUAUGCUAUCCCCUGAUAUGAUCAGCCCACCACUUGGAGACUUCCGCCACACUAUCCACAUCGGCAGAGGCGGGGAGAGGGAUGCUUUUGGAGAUAUGUCCUUCCUGCAAGGGAAUUAUGAACUUUUACCAGGGAAGGGAGACGUCCACGCUCAGUACGGCGUCCAAAGUGAGUUCAUGAGAGCCAACAGCACUGGAGAUGCUUCCUUUGCUGAAACCCCAUCUCCGGUUCUCAAGAACGCCAUCUCUCUUCCAACUAUCGGAGGCUGCCAAGCACUUACACUCCCCAUGAUCUCCUCCGCAGUGUUCACAAUGCCUCCUGAGCCGCUGGAGGACAUCAUCAGGCCUACAGCACCCAUGAAAUCCGACAGCACGGAGGAGGUAGAGAUCCUGCAGAUGGAGGCUCUUCUGCGCUCCAUGGACGUCUUCAGCAGCGAGCCGUCCUCUCCCUCUCCAGAUAUCCAGUCCAAGCCCGAUGUGCUCCUGGAUCUGCUGGAGAACAGGGAUAAAUCCACCUCAAAAGCAGUGGCGAAAGCUAACAAAAUAAACAAGAGUGAAACAAGGUUUGAGAAGCCGUCAUCCUACUACAUCAACAAUCACAGCAAUGGCUCCUUCAAGGCUAACGGCAGCCUGACCAGCAACACCAGCAGCGACAGCUUUGACAGCUUUAACGGCAAAGAUUUCCAAAACGACAAUGGCAACUGCAACGGUUACGAACGCUUUAACAAUGACAUGAGCGAUGGAUUCAAGCAGGGGCUGUCCAAGUACAACGGAGAAUGGGUGGACAGGGACAGUGGGGUGGAGGAGGGCCGCAUCUGUGAUUACGAGUUUGAGUUUUCCAAAGAAAAGAGCACGUCGCAGGAGUCCCUCGCCCAAAUCACAGGGUCCCUCCUCUCCCUUGAACUCGAUCUGGGCCCGUCCAUUCUGGAUGAUGUGCUCAACAUAAUGGAUAAACCCGCAGUGAAGAGCAGGCCUUGAGCUGCAGUGAGAGCCCCAAGAGGAGAAAGGGAAUUAUAAAACUAAAGCCAUGAGAGGAGAGAGACUCAAAAGCAAUCAAAAUGGUGUCUGGAUAUAUCAUUGAGAUGAAAAUGAGCUGCAAUAGACAGAGCUGCUUAUGUUUUUUACUGUAACUAUACAAGCCUCUAUGGAGUGUUCAUUCUUCUCUUUUCGCCGCAUGUUUAAGAUGCAUGUACCUUUGAGUUACAGCUUAAACACAGCCAUCGUGCCUUUGACUGUAGAAAUGAUAGAUUUGUGUUCUAACGUUGACUUCCACCAAAUAUUCACGACAUGUUUGAGGUCCUUUGCUUUUUCUUUUUUUACACAGUCUUGAACAUUUUGUGAGUAUAAGUGUGUUUAACAGCGUUAUUUUGUUUGUCACAUCAUUCAUUUGCCAACAAGAGAACACUAUGCAUAUUGUUUUAAGAAUUGCAACACAAAUAAAUUCAUUUAUGUCCUA